Messenger RNA from Drosophila rhopaloa, 1750 nucleotides. RefSeq names its product probable peroxisomal membrane protein PEX13 (gene Pex13). Lineage: Eukaryota; Metazoa; Arthropoda; Insecta; Diptera; Drosophilidae. The record is from RefSeq and is a predicted model, not a curated record. Gene Ontology annotation, cellular component: peroxisome; peroxisomal importomer complex; peroxisomal membrane. Gene Ontology annotation, molecular function: protein binding. Gene Ontology annotation, biological process: protein import into peroxisome matrix, docking. The transcript has 3 exons. Bases 286 to 1569 code for a protein of 427 amino acids.
AACUUUUAGCUAAAUUCCCGCUAAAUACAGCUCGAAAAAUAUAAAACGGUACUACUGCUAAAAUUGAUUAAUUAUUAAAACGAAAAUCUGUCCGAUUUCAUUGGCAAGCUUCUGCUGGAGUUUAGAGGCAACCAGAGCGAGCGAAUCUGAAUAACCCGCCCGCAAGAUUAAACAAGAGCUCGCCGAUCAAGUUUCGCAGCUGGCAGUACAAAACCAACUGUCGUGCCGCGGGGUAAAGUUCACGGCACUUUUCCUUUCGUCCGGAGUCAGUCGGAAUCGGUCACCAUGGUCGACAACAACAAUCUGCGCAGCGCGGUGAUCAACGAUGCGCCAUUGCUGCCGCCCUCGAGCAACUUCGGAGUGGGCGUGUCCAGCGGAGUACCUUCGACGGAGGCAGUGCUGCGCACGCCUUACGGCAAUGUAAGGGCGCUGCCCGGUCCGGUGCAACCUCCUCCCCUCCCUCAGUCACCGUUUCAGCAGACCCAGCAGUACGGUGGAUUCGGUGGCGGGUACGGAGGAAACAAUUACGGCCUUAGUGGAUUCGGUGGCUUUAACAGCGGCGGUUUUGGAUACGGAGGAAUGGGCGGCUUUGGCAGCUCCUACGGGUAUGGUGGCGGUUACGGCGGAGGAUUUGGCGGAGCAUACAACAGAUACGGAGCACCCGGCGCAAAUGAUCCGGAGCAGCGUUUCAUUCAGAUGGCAGAAGCCAGCUCACGUCCGGCUUUCCAAAGCAUCGAAUCGUUGGUCUCGGCCAUCGGCAACAUUGCCUCCAUGCUGGACUCCACAUUCUUCGCGCUGACCAGCUCGUUCCGGGCCAUUCUUGGCGUGGCGGCGAACUUUGGACGGCUGCGCAGUGUGUUUGCCCAGUUUUGGACGACGUUUGCCAUAUUUCGGGGCCUGAACUGGAUCUACAGGAAGAUUCUCUUCUGGCUAAGACUAUCCAACCUGGACCCUUCUUCGGCGGCCUUCAAGAAGGCUUUUGCCGAGGCCCUCAACGAGAACAAUCCCCAGGCGGGAGGAGCGCCCCAAGCUCCACGAAAGGGCAGCUCACCCUGGCCGGUGCUGGCCUUCAUCAGCUUCAUCUUCACAGCUCCUUAUUUGAUUAUGAAGCUGCUGGGCACAGUGACAAACACCGCCCAAGAGGAAGCCCGUAAUCCAGCAAAGUGGACGGCACCGAUUCAAACCCAGGCCGUUUACGAUUUCGUGGGGCGCAGUCAAAGCGAGCUUUCGCUGCGCGCAGGCCAAACGCUUCAUGUGGCCCCCCGCGACAUCCAGCAGACUCUCAAUCUGCUCAACACCGGCUGGGCCCUGGCCACCACUAACGGCCAGACAUCUGGCAUCAUUCCAAUUAGCUAUGUAAAAUCGCCGCAGCAAAUGCGCCAAGAGAUCCAGGACCAGGUGAAACCUGCCCAGCCACAGCCCGAACUGAUGGAUUUGUCGGCGGGAGCCUUCGCUUCUCCGCCGCUAGAGCAGCAAAUGAACUACGACUUCAACCUUGCCGCCCAGCAGCAGGAGCCUCUGGGACCGCCGUCAACGACGACAGCUGUCCUGGGCGAGGGAUUCGCCUGAGCUGAGCAACUGCUCUGGUUAUUAGCUUUAAUUUAAGUUAUGUUCGGUUCAGCUUCUGUAUAUGUACGUCCCUGUAUUUUAAGUUAGCUUCCGCAUUUUGUAUAUUUCCAUUUAGUUGUAAAUGUUAAUUAUUCAGCGAUCCCAAUGAAAGUAAACAUAAACCAUAUGUCGUGGGUUGGAA